Messenger RNA from Python bivittatus (Burmese python), 736 nucleotides. It is a transcript of the gene CLXN, whose product is annotated as calaxin. Gene Ontology annotation, molecular function: calcium ion binding. The record is from RefSeq and is a predicted model, not a curated record. NCBI's taxonomy places the organism in Eukaryota, Metazoa, Chordata, Lepidosauria, Squamata, Pythonidae.
CACAUUCCCUCUGUUGUUGCCAUGGGAACCGCGUGGCUUGUGACGACCGGGCUAAGCGGAAGCAAGGAAGCUCAAAAUGAACAGAAAGAAGCUGCAGAAGCUUGCUGAAUCGCUGUGCAAAUCCGCUAAACAUUUUAAUAGAUUUGAAGUGGAAUGUCUCAUAAAGCUUUUCAACAACUUGGAUGUGGAACCCAGCGACCGGCAUGCUGUUGUUGGUUUAGAUCGCAACUCAUUUCGCAAUAUUCUGCAUGUCACAUUUGGAAUGACAGAUGACAUGAUUAUGGACAGAGUGUUCCGUGCUUUCGACAAAGAUAAUGACAGCUGUGUUGGUGUAACAGAAUGGGUAGAAGGCUUAUCAAUAUUUCUUCGGGGGACUCUGGAAGAAAAGAUGAAAUACUGCUUUGAAGUUUAUGACCUCAAUGGUGAUGGAUAUAUUUCACGAGAGGAAAUGUUUCAUAUGCUGAAGAACAGUCUGUUAAAACAGCCAUCAGAAGAAGAUCCCGAUGAAGGAAUUAAAGAUUUAGUAGAAAUAACAUUGAAGAAAAUGGACUAUGACCAUGAUGGCAAAGUCUCUUUUGUGGAUUUUGAAAAGGCAGUAAGAGAUGAAAAUCUCCUCUUGGAAGCAUUUGGACCAUGUUUACCUGAUAUGAAGUGCAGGAUGUCCUUUGAAUCACAAGCUUUCCAAGAUGCUCCUGAUUUGUAGAUCUGCAAGUAAAACAGACUGUAUGAGAGAACG